AGAUGGCGGCUCCGCGGUGGGACCUGGGCCCGGCCCGAGAACCCCUGGGGCUGAUCCGGGCCCUGCAGGGGUUUUUCUCCGUCUUCGCCUUCGCCACCCUCGGGGGGUUCCAGGGCUCCGUCCGCUUCCGCCUCAGCUGCGCCGGGAGCCCCAACACCUCCGUGAGCGCCCCCUUCGCCUACCCCUUCCGGCUCAACCUGGCCCCAUUCACGCCCUCCUUGCCCACCCUCUGUAACCACACCUGGGCCUCUGACGUCCACCUCAUUGGGGACUUCUCCUCCUCGGCCCAGUUCUUCGUGGUCGUCGCCGUCUUCUCCUUCCUCUACAGCCUGGGCUCGCUCCUGCUCUACCUGGGCUACCUGCACCUCUAUAGGGGCACGGGGGGCAAGCUGCCCCUAGUGGACUUCCUGGCCACGGCGGCCUUCUCCUUCCUAUGGCUGGUGGCCUCCUCGGCUUGGGCCAAGGCAUUGGCGGACCUCAAGGCCUCGGUGAUGGCCCCAUUGCCCCAUUGCCACCCCCCCGUUGUCACCUGCACCCGGGACACCCCCACCCCUAUGGGGGCCCUCAAUGUGUCUGUGGUCUUUGGGUUCCUCAACCUCAUCCUUUGGCUGGGGGGCUCUUGGUUCGUCUUCAAGGAGACCCAUUUCCACCCUCCACCAGUAACCACCAGUACCACCAGCAUGUAA
This is a messenger RNA of Neopsephotus bourkii (Bourke's parrot), 686 nucleotides long. Its product is annotated as synaptophysin-like protein 1. The coding region runs from base 3 to 686 and encodes 227 amino acids. NCBI's taxonomy places the organism in Eukaryota, Metazoa, Chordata, Aves, Psittaciformes, Psittacidae. The record is from RefSeq and is a predicted model, not a curated record. Gene Ontology annotation, cellular component: synaptic vesicle; synaptic vesicle membrane. The transcript has 5 exons.